AUGGACCUCACCAACGACCCCCCGUCAUCCGACGCGCAAGCCCUCACCACGACCACGGAGCCCAAGAAGAAAAAAGUAAUAAUCCGCCGCAAACGCCGGCCGGCCCGCCCACAAGUCGACCCGGCGACCUUCAAGCCCGCCACACCGCCCCCGACGGGCACAAUCUUCAACAUCUGGUACAACAAGUGGAGCGGCGGCGACCGCGAGGACAGCUACCUGAACCAGACGGCCGCGCAGGGCCGAUGCGUCAUCGCGCGGGACAGCGGGUACACGAAGGCUGACUCCAUCCCGGGUUCCUACUUCUGCCUGCACUUCGCGCGGGGCCUGUGUCCCCGGGGCGUGGAUUGCGAGUACCUGCAUCGGCUGCCCACGGUGACGGACAUUUUCCCCAGCAACGUGGAUUGUUUCGGGCGGGACAAGUUUAGCGAUUACCGCGAUGACAUGGGCGGCGUGGGGAGCUUCCAGAGGCAGAAUCGGACGCUGUAUGUCGGGCGGAUCCACGUCACGGACGACAUUGAGGAGAUUGUUGCGAGGCAUUUCCAGGAGUGGGGCCAGAUUGAGAGGAUCCGAGUGCUGACGGCGCGAGGAGUGGCGUUCGUGACGUACAUGAACGAGGCAAACUCCCAGUUCGCCAAAGAAGCAAUGGACCACCAAGCCCUCGACCACUCGGAGAUUCUCAACGUCCGCUGGGCCACCGUCGAUCCCAACCCGGCCGCCCAGAAACGCGAAGCCCGCCGUCUUGAGGAGCAGGCCGCCGAGGCGAUUCGCAAAGCUUUACCCGCAGCCUACGUCGCCGAGAUUGAGGGCCGCGUGCCUGAGCAGCGCAAGAGGAGGAAGGUGGAGGGAAGUUUUGGGCCGGAGAGGGUGGAAGGAGUUGGGGAGAGGCUGAUGAUCGAAGGGGCCCAAGGCGGGGAAGGGAAUGAGGAGGAGGUGGAGGAGGAGGAAGAAUAUACGACGCCGAUGCCUCAGCAGCAGCAGCAGGCCCAACAGCAGGAGAAUGGGAAUGGCAUCCUAUCCAGCUCCACGCUCGCCGCGUUGAGGGGGUUCAAGGCUACAUCCGCGGCACCAAAGGCGGCACCCGCAAGUGGACCGCUAGUCGGCUACGGAAGCGACGAUGACAAAUGUGUAUCAAUGGACCAAGCCAGCCACAGCAUAUCCACCCCCUCUAAUCCCCUUCCUCUAUCCAAAAGCACCGUCCUCACCCGCCAGAUGCUCUCAAGCCACCUUUUCCUCAUCGUCAGGAACAACUUCCUCCGCAUCUCGAAACAACCUCCUGGCAGCCAUGACCUCUCCCUCAUUCGCACUCCCACAUCCAAAAGCACAAACCCUUCUUCCGCAAGGCCUCCAGAAUCUGUACUCGGCAACCUGCGCCUCAGACAGAGGCCGCAGCGCCAACAAACCCGAAUCCACCGGCCGAUGGCUGGUAUACCUGAGCAUUGUUCCCGCCGGCGAGAUUGGAGAAACUUCUGA
Messenger RNA from Westerdykella ornata, 1470 nucleotides. RefSeq lists its product as uncharacterized. Gene Ontology annotation, molecular function: U6 snRNA binding; pre-mRNA binding; metal ion binding. Gene Ontology annotation, cellular component: Prp19 complex; U2-type catalytic step 1 spliceosome; U2-type catalytic step 2 spliceosome. Lineage: Eukaryota; Fungi; Ascomycota; Dothideomycetes; Pleosporales; Sporormiaceae. The coding region runs from base 1 to 1470 and encodes 489 amino acids. The transcript has 4 exons. The record is from RefSeq and is a predicted model, not a curated record.